GCUCCUCACCCUUCGUGACAGCUGAAAUACGAUUGACCUCAGGCGGUCAUCGUCCUGCCGUCACCUACCACCCUUCUUCUGAACAUCAUCGCCUUCAACAGGCGUCGUCCCUGCGUGCGGGCAGGGACAGCUGCUGAGGGAGCGCUCAUCUAGCCAAGAUGUCGACUCAGCUCCCCAAGCAAGGUGCCCUCAAGUCGGACGAUCGCCGUCGCAACGACGAGGAGUGGCUCAUACGCGGCGCCAAUGCCUGGCUACUCAAACAGCACAAGGAGAGCAACCAUCCUUUGCCUCACAUCCCGGCCACCUGGAAUGCUGCCCUUCAUCAAGGCUAUCUUUUCCCUGCUGACUUUUGGCGCUUCAUUGCAAUCGCCUGCUGCCGUCGUCGCACGCCUCACAAUGUUCAGAAUUUUCCCACAACUGGGGAGUUUAGCCCCCUAGGCACAGAGCUCGCACUCAGCAGGCUCAACACGGCCUUUGAUACGUACGCCCACCUGCAUCCAACCGCACACCUCCAGAACACCUUCAAGGAGCAGGCCAUAACACUCGUCAAAUCUGUGACUGCUCAAGACGUCAGCCCUACCACUCAGUCGACCACUAGCUCCAACGCCAGCCCAAACGAAGAGGCCAAGUCCCGCAAGCGCGCGAAGAUCUCGAUCCCCGAGAGCUCACAGGUCCAUGGCGGCGCUGGACCACCUACCUUUUACUCUCCUAUCGACCACCCAGCGCUCAUCAAUGGCAGCGCAAACGGCAGUGGCAGCGGCGUAGCCAGCAGCAGCAACGGCGUUCAACAAGGUCCUGCUACUUCUCUGCCCCUACCUCCACCGCCCGCCCCUGCUGCCGAUCUGCUUCCUCAGCCUAGGCUAGCACUCCAAACUGAAGCACCCAAGACUAUCACUCAAGCCGCACUCAUCACUAGCACCACUUCUGAAUUUGCAGGGCCAGCUCACAGCAUCAGCAAUGUCAGAGCCCUCAUGGCUCUAGCCAACCUCACCAACCGAGCCAACUCCGAGCCUCUCACCUGCGUCUCGCCUACUGUGCUCGUCAAGAAGCCAGUCGACCCCGCUGUCGUCCAUGAUGGCGCUAUCUCUGCUGCAAACGACGCUAUUGCUGUCAGCGCCAAUGGCAAGGCAACGCAAGACGAUCCAGAGGUCAAGAGCAAAGAAGACGAGUCUGACGCCAAGGCUCGUGAACUGGCAGCUAGUGCUCAGAGUGGAUGCGGGGUCGCCUAGUCUGGCCACGCAGAGCCUCGACACUUUGACGACGACAGUGACGACCAAGAGGCUCAACUAGCCCGGGCGGCAAGUUCUCGAGCACACGACAAGGCCAUGACACGCGGCAAAUUAAACCAUACCCAUCUAACACCAUCGACUACCAGCGACUAUCAACCUUAGCUCCGCCAUCAAUCCAUACCUGUGUCACCUUACAGAUUCUCCCUAUGAUCUCUGUCUCUCGAGACCGACAACUCCACAUCAAAUCAAUACCAUCCACAGUUACAU
Molecule: messenger RNA, 1496 nt
Organism: Jaminaea rosea
Lineage: Eukaryota; Fungi; Basidiomycota; Exobasidiomycetes; Microstromatales
Exons: 2
Coding region: 159-1229 (356 amino acids)
Source: RefSeq, a predicted model, not a curated record